UUGAGAGAGGGGACCAGAGGGUCUCUCAGCAAGAGAAGGGUAAUAAAAAGGGGAUCGUUUGAACAAGAGAGUGACUGUGUAAACAAAGGGAACUGGGUGGGGGUUGUGUUCUUUGGGACUCAUCACUUGUCUUCAACACACCGCUCCUGCAGCACUAUAGGACUCCUGGAUGGAGAGGGAGCAGGGAGAGGUAAAGGCAGAUCGCCUGGAGGGCCCAGACCCACUCUCUGACUCAGAGAGAGAGAUGAUCAAGGACACCUGGGCCAAAGUCUACCAGAACUGCGAUGAUGUCGGGGUGGCCAUUCUCAUCAGGCUCUUUGUGAACUUCCCCUCCUCCAAGCAGUACUUCAGCCAGUUCCAACAGGUGGAGGACCCUGAGGAGCUGGAGAGGAGUGCCCAGCUCAGGAAGCACGCACGCAGGGUGAUGAACGCCAUCAACACCCUGGUGGAGAACCUCCAUGACGGGGACAAGUUGGUGUCUGUGCUGAAGCUGGUGGGCAAGGCCCAUGCACUCAGACACAAGGUGGAGCCUGUCUACUUCAAGAUCCUGUGUGGGGUGAUUCUGGAGGUGCUGGGUGAAGACUUUCAAGAUUACAUCACUCCAGAGGUGGCAGGGGCAUGGACCAAACUGCUGGAUGCAGUCUACUGGCACGUGACAGGCGUGUAUGAGGAAGUGGGUUGGGCCUCCAGUUCUGCUGUGUGAACCAUCUGUCUGUCUGGGUCAAAGUGACCGUCAGUGACUACUGUGGACUCCCGGAGACCGACUGCUACUGGGCCUUGGUUUAGGAGUAGGACAAUCUACGUCUGACCAUUCAAGGGAAGAAAUGUAUCUUUCCAGAGCUCAUAGAAUCUUCCUAUGUAUCAUCAUGGCUCCCUCCCUGUAUCUUUCCCAUGCCCCAUUGUGGGGUGUGUUCUUCUGAUAGACUCUCUUAUGAACGAUGGGGUGGUGGUUUGUGCUGACUUUGGUUGGAAUGUGUGAAUGGGUAUAUGUUUAUCUGCAUUUAUGUUUGAGGUAGAGCAUAAGCCCUACACAGACUAAUAUAAUCUUGGAUGUUUCUUCAGUUACAUUACCAAGAGAUUAUGUUGAAGAUUGAGGAUUGGCAGAUAUAAGAACUGUAUGUAAUGUCAUAGAGACAGUCUACAAGUACACUCCCCUACACAUGUUUUUAUCUUUACACCAAAAACAUACAUACAGGGGAGUGUAUGUCUUCUGCUAAUCACUCACUUGUUAACCUGGGUUGUGCCUUUCUUUAUCCCUAACACUGGCAUCAAGGCCUUCGUUCAUUUCAUAUGAUGCUUUGCUGGUGUUUCCUGUACAGUAUAUUGUACUUCAGAAUCAGAUCCACUUCACUCUCUCUCACCUCGGACUGAUACAAAAUGAGAAAUAACUUGUGAGGUGUGGUGUCCACAUUUAAGCAAUGUAAAUGUUUCUUAUCAAUCCCUGUAUCUGUAUAAUAACAUAUUAAACCAAAACAAUUAUGAGAUCUAUAAUGGACGUCAUGAUCCUAUUCAUCCCAUGCUCCUAUUACAUGCAUAUUAUUCUUAA
Molecule: messenger RNA, 1546 nt
Organism: Coregonus clupeaformis (lake whitefish)
Lineage: Eukaryota; Metazoa; Chordata; Actinopteri; Salmoniformes; Salmonidae
Product: cytoglobin-2
Exons: 3
Coding region: 170-703 (177 amino acids)
Biological process (GO): oxygen transport
Molecular function (GO): oxygen binding; iron ion binding; heme binding
Source: RefSeq, a predicted model, not a curated record